AUGUAUGCCAUUCAAAUCGACAAUGGUAUCUACAUAUUCGACAGAAGUCAAAUUGUCCGAAUACAAUUCAAGCAUGAAACUUUUGUUUUUAAUUCUAACAAUGCCAACAAUCAGUACGUUGUAUUAGUCAUAUCACAGAAUAACUCAUAUCAAAUACCAGCCACUUACGAUACUCCUAAUAUUAAUUUACCGACAUUUGUAUUUGAACUACCAUUAAAUGGAAUCAUAUCAGAUUUUUCCACCGAUAUCGUAAUUGCUUUGAAUAAUAAGAUUGUUAAUCGAUCGAUUGAGGAUGCCACCUUACAAUUGAAUUAUUUUGAUACAAAUCAUGGUAAUAAAAGCUCGGUAAUGUUGAACAUCGAUGGUGGACGAUAUUAUGUACCAUUACCUACUAAUGACACAAUAAUAGACUACUAUUUUGAUACGAAAAAACUACGUACAACAAUUAUUCAACAAAGUAAUGCAUGCAUAAAAUUGAUACAAGCCUAUCCGAUUUCAAACAUAUGGUUAAAAGUUCCUGAUUCAAUCAAAGCAUUUUGCUUGCUUAUUGCUGCAGAAAUAACUCUUAAGAUUUCAGAUGUUCUGCGUACAGUAUCCAAUUAUAUUUCACAUUUUUCAUUGCAAUCUCGAUUAUUUAGUCUACUGAGCAAUUUCGAAAUCAUAGCUUUCAUUCCUGGAGAAGAAUCAAUAACAGUAUCCUUGAAUGUUAACAAUCAAAUUAAUUUGACAGAAGAUACUUGGAUAACUAAUAAUGACAGUAUAAUUAAUCAGAACAAUCUAAAUGCAUUUUUCAUUCAAGCAAGUGGCGCACGGAGACAAUGCAACAAACAGACAUAAUUGUGAAGUUUUCUUAUGAAAUCAAUGUCGCUAAAAAUCAAAUUUAAGUUUACUAUAUGAAUCGACAAUUAAGUUUUUACAACUGAAUGUGUUGGUACCAAUGGAAUGAUUACUAUAUCAUUGAACGAUACUGAAAGUACAUUGCAUGUCAAUGUAUUUCCAGAUUGCGCUGGUGAAAUUGACACUGCUUGGUAUUAUAAAUUUGAAUGCAUGAACAAAUUAAAAAUCCUGACGAUAAUGUUUGUGAUUGUGGACUUGAUGGUGCACAAUUCCAUAAAAUGAUGAAACCCUUGAUCAACGGCUGUGAAGGAAAAAAUGCAUUUUUUAAUUUUAUUAUUCAACCAAUAAGUAAUGCUUGGAAAUUCACAAAUGCUUGUAAUAUACAUGAUGAAUGCUAUGGAAGAUGUAACAAUCGCAGAGUAAUUUGUGAUAAACUUUGCUUUCGAAUAUGUUGUCUUCCUGUACGAAAAAUUCGAUUGACUCUGAUCAAAUUCUUAGUUGUCAAGAAUGGACACAUAUAUUUUAUAGAUUCGUACGAUGGUUAAUUCGCUAAUUUAAUAAUAAAUUUCUCUCUCAAUACUCUUGACUUACAUUUCUAGAAAUCUUAUUCAUGAGUUUCGAACUAAUUCUCUUGUAUCAUAUUUACGCCUGGAAAAAAAUAGCUUUAGUCCGUAUUUGACUUAUAUUGUCACUAUGGCAACAUAUUUUUUUAAAACCAAUUGCAUAUUCUGAAAGCCCGUGGAGUUUUCUAUAAUUCUGUAUAUUUAUGUUGUAGUUUGUACUUAGUCAUUAGAAAAAUAAAUCGAGUACAAUGAAGGCACCCUGAUGUCCAGAUUCCCAUAAACAAAAUUUUGUUACUAUCAUGAAAAUUAGUUUUUAAACUUUUUUAUUAUUAGAGCAGUAUCUUUUUAAAAAAGUAAUUAUAUAUUCUGAUAGAGCUUGAAAUUCUCUAUCACCCUGUAUAUUUCCUUAUUUCCUUAUAUUCAUCUAUCGAAAAGAAAAUUUGAGUACAGUAAACAUACCGUCAAAUGACAAGUAUCGAAAAUGUGAAAUUUUGGUUGCUUCUGGAGUCCUCUUUUUAAAUUUAUUAUUCUUAUAGAAAAAUUUACUUUUAAAAAGUAAUCAUAGAUUCUGAUAGAGCUUCAAAUUCUCUAUCAUCCUGUAUACUUGUUAACUAUUUUGCAGUUAUGUGCUAGAGAAUAACUCGAGUAUUAUGUCGGCAUGCUCCUUGAUAAGCUCUAAAAAGAAGUAGCUUUUUUUACUACAUAUCUCGUUUUUUGUUUCAGAAGUACACGAUGAUGGAGAAUUUCAAGCUCUAUCAGAAUAUAUAAUUACUUUUUUAAAAAGAUACUGCUCUAAUGAUAAAAAAGUUUAGAAACUAAUUUUCAUGAUAGUAACAAAAUUUUGUUUUUGGGAAUCUGGACAUGAGG
Messenger RNA from Rotaria sp. Silwood2, 2267 nucleotides. The record is from the annotation of a GenBank genome assembly. Lineage: Eukaryota; Metazoa; Rotifera; Eurotatoria; Philodinida; Philodinidae.